Messenger RNA from Angiostrongylus costaricensis, 319 nucleotides. The record is from the annotation of a GenBank genome assembly. NCBI's taxonomy places the organism in Eukaryota, Metazoa, Nematoda, Chromadorea, Rhabditida, Metastrongylidae.
AUACCAUUCUGAAUCGUUCUCAAUUUAACAUGUGUGUGAUUAUUAUAGAAUUAACGACAUAUCACGAGCGUAUAUCAACAGUGUAAAUAUAUUAAGCCCACUGCCUUCUGUACGUUUGUGGCGAAUCGUUUCAUCAAUUAUUAUUGUCGGGGGCACUCUUCUGAUGCUAUUUCUUUACUGGACAUUCCAUUCUCUUGAAGGCAGUGCCGGAUACGACUUAAAAGAAGCCGGUAAUUUGCCACUUGUAAGUUAUUGUUUUAAAUGUCCUUUGUUCGAACUAAAAUCUUGUCGUAGCUAUCGGAUAAUGUCUGGGAAAUGA